Trichoderma asperellum CBS 433.97 is the source of this 1708-nucleotide messenger RNA. RefSeq lists its product as uncharacterized. The record is from RefSeq and is a predicted model, not a curated record. NCBI's taxonomy places the organism in Eukaryota, Fungi, Ascomycota, Sordariomycetes, Hypocreales, Hypocreaceae. Gene Ontology annotation, molecular function: oxidoreductase activity.
CUUUAUAGCUCCAGGUAUAGUUCAACUGUUAAGAUAGCAGCGCAAAAAUUCCACUCUCUACGCGAAAUAUUGGUCAAAUGGUCAAUUUUCCACCAAUAAAUGGCGCAAAUGGAUUUUAUUACCGCUCAUGGCCCGAAUUUUGCCCCAUCCCCCUGUUUUCAUCGUGCUAAUUCCUAUGGCACCAUUCUGAAUUGCGGGGUUAAGCAUUUCGUAUUUACCCCGCCGUAUAUCAUAACCAGAAGUAUUGGUAUAUCUAGGACAAAUUUCGCGACGUGGUGGUUAUGCUGUUGGUGAUAAAUUUCAAUAAUUAGACAUAUAUACAAAUUAUAUCAUUUCACUUAGAGGAGAUAUAGGACUGAGAAAGUGUAACAAAAGAUGGGUUCACAUUCUAACUCGGCACUAAAAAUAGUCUUUGGGGCUAUGACCCUCGGAGAGAAAGGCGCUGAUCAAGCUCGAAUUCAUACCUUGGAGGAAUGUGCAGAAAUCUUAGAUGUAUUUCAAGGGUUUGGCCACUCAGAGGUCGACACAGCCCGAGUGUACGGCGGAGGGAGCUCUGAAGAGUUCCUUAGACAACUAGAUUGGCAAAAGAGAGGCAUUGUCAUGGAUACCAAACUGUCACCUGCUGGCGGCAAGUACAACCAUACGCCGGCAGGUAUUCGACAAGGCCUCUUGGAGAGCAUGAAGGCUCUCGGAGCUGAAAAUGUUGAUAUGUGGUACCUACAUGCGCCUGAUCAUAAUACACCGUACGAGGAUACUCUUCGCGAGGUCAACAAGUUAUACGAAGAAGGCUACUUCAAACGGUUGGGGAUUAGCAACUACUCAGCCUGGGAAACAGCUCAGAUAAGCGAACUUUGCAUUCGUAAUGGUUGGAAGAAGCCCGAUGUCUACCAAGGCGUGUACAAUGCCCUCCACCGAGGCGUAGAACCAGAGCUGUUCCCUUGUCUGAGAUAUUAUGGCAUCGCGUUUUACCAAUUUAACCCCUUGGCAGGAGGAAUGCUCACUGACAAGUAUAAACUGGAUUAUAAAGAACACGAGCAAGGCAGUCGAUUUGAUCCUUCACAUCAGCAGGGUGCUAAUUACCGAGAGAGAUACUGGAAUGAGACUUAUUUCAAGGCCCUGGAUAUUGUGAGGCCAGCGGCUGCUAAGCUCGGCAUCAGCACCGUUGAGGCGGCCCUUAGAUGGUCUCUUCACCACAGCUUAAUGCAGAAUCAAUAUGGUGACGCUGUGAUUAUUGGGGCAAGCAGUGUUCAGCAGCUAAAGGAGAACUUGACAAGCUUGCAAAAGGGGCCACUUCCAGAUGAACUCAUUGCGGCCUUUGACAAGGGAUGGGAAGUGGUCAAGCCGGUCUGUAAGCCGUAUUUUCGUUAAGAGCAGGCUAUUAUAUAUGCCUAUUACAUCGAUUCAUGAACAACGCAACGAAUACAGGGUCCAAAGAUAGAUCAGUGCGCUUAAAUGCAAGCUACCACGAAAGAAAGAGUAAGUAUACUAUGUUACAUAGCGUAAUAUACUCAAAACGACUCACUUGUGCAAAAUUUCUCUUCCUUUACGGCGUCUCGCUAUACUAGCUACCUAUUUUUUUACCCGUGGUUUUUCUAUAACUUAUACCAUUAAUUGUACUUUCUUAAAGCGAUGAUCUGGGGGGUAGGACCUCACGUACAAUUUUAAGAAGGAUGAAAGAGAGAUUUAAGUAUUUAGAGUAGCGAUAAAU